UACGACGUUGGAAGCUUGCAGAAAAAUUUCUAUCAUGACGAAAGGCGCCUUGCUGCAGUGAUUAUUUCUGAUGAAGACGGAACAAUAAAUGUGGAGGGAGUUAUUGGACCUAACCUGAAAAUAAAACCUACUGAAAGCGCUGAACGCUCUGAAAAUGGACGUAGGGCACAUAUCAUAGAAGCCAUUGAAGACGGCGAUCCUGUCCAUAUUUAUGGUAAACUAAGGGAAGAUGAAGUUAAAGUCCAUGAGCGGGCCGCCAGUGGGAAAACUGGUUUUGAUUCAUGUGAACUUACGGUACCGCACGGUUCACUCACCUAAGAUUCAGCUUGUGUUGCGAGGAAUCGAACUGAGCCAUGCUACGCAUUUGUGGCAUCCGUCUGCACUGACCACCGGGUGCAGCUUGGCGAAGACAAGGCAAACACAGUACAAAGGGAUUCGCAUCACAGCACACGAAGUGGCGCACACGUUGGGAUGCUCGCAUGACGGCACGUCUGCUCCUGGUCUCGCGAAAACAUUUGUACCCGACUCUUUAGGAUGUCCAUGGGAUGACGGCUACAUUAUGAGCUACAAGGAAGAAGACAGCAGGAGUAUGAAGUUCUCUUCUUGCUGCCAGUACGAUAUGGCCCGGAUGUCAUGGUCAUAUGAGGGCUGGUGUUUGCAUACAAACGAUUCCAAGAACAUGGGGUCCUGGAACUGCAUGGUUUAUUGCUUUGUACCAGGAGAUCAGUAUGGAGGAGCUGAUUAUCGCUGGCCUAUGUACCUUAUAGAUGGGAGCCCUUGCGGGCCGCAAAAUCGCAGUAUAUGUAUAAACGGAGAUUGCGUCCCGGACAGGAGACGCAGAAGGCCACGGAGAAUUUCGUACCUGGAAAAUAAAAUGAAAAAUUGA
Molecule: messenger RNA, 886 nt
Organism: Dermacentor silvarum
Lineage: Eukaryota; Metazoa; Arthropoda; Arachnida; Ixodida; Ixodidae
Exons: 9
Coding region: 230-886 (218 amino acids)
Biological process (GO): proteolysis
Molecular function (GO): metalloendopeptidase activity
Source: RefSeq, a predicted model, not a curated record